CCAACGCCCGGGCGGAGAAGCUGAGUGUAUGGCUCAGUAUUACAUUAAGUGCUUUGAGAGGGGAACACAGAAGUAAGCCUAGUUCUUUCCCCAAAAUAAAUGUCAACACCAAAUUUGAAAUAUUUAAGCUAUUUCCACAAUGCAGACAAUUAAGUGCGUUGUUGUGGGCGAUGGUGCUGUUGGUAAAACGUGUCUCCUGAUAUCCUAUACAACAAACAAAUUUCCAUCUGAAUAUGUACCAACCGUUUUUGACAACUAUGCAGUCACAGUUAUGAUUGGUGGAGAGCCAUAUACUCUUGGGCUUUUUGAUACUGCAGGGCAAGAAGAUUAUGACAGAUUACGACCUUUGAGUUAUCCACAAACAGAUGUAUUUCUAGUCUGUUUUUCAGUGGUCUCUCCAUCCUCAUUUGAAAAUGUGAAAGAAAAGUGGGUGCCUGAGAUAACUCACCACUGUCCAAAGACUCCUUUCUUGCUUGUUGGGACCCAAAUUGAUCUCAGAGAUGACCCCUCUACUAUUGAGAAACUUGCCAAGAACAAACAGAAACCUAUCACUCCAGAGACUGCUGAAAAGUUGGCCCGUGACCUGAAGGCUGUCAAGUAUGUGGAGUGUUCUGCACUCACACAGAAAGGCCUAAAGAAUGUGUUUGAUGAAGCAAUAUUGGCUGCCCUGGAGCCUCCAGAACCGAAGAAGAGCCGCAGGUGUGUGCUGCUAUGAACAUCUCUCCAGAUCCUUUCUGCACAGCUGGUGUCGGCAUCAUACUAAAAGCAAUGUUUAAAUCAAACUAAAGAUUAAAAAUUAAAAUUCGUUUCUGCAAUAAUGACAAAUGCCCUGCACCUACCCACAUGUACUUGUGUGAGACAAGGCCGAUAGGUAUGCCCCCACCCCUCCCAGGACUAGUUAAUUUUGAGUAAUUGUGAUUGUCAGAAAAGUGAUCAGUACUAGUUUUUGUUUUAUUGUUUCAAAAAACUUUUUUUUGGUUGUUUAAAAGUAAGGCAUGCUUGUGAUGACUCUGUAACGACUAAUUUGAAUUGUUGAAGCUGCUCCCUGGUUCCACUUGAGAGUAAUCUGGGACAUCUUAGUAUUUUUUGUUUUUUUCCUUUUUUUGGGCGGGGGGAGUGUGUGUGGGGGUUUGUUUUUUAGUUUUGUUUUUUAAAAACUCAUUAACCAGUGGUCAGCCCUUAGGGGAGGAGGACGGAUUGAUUCCACAUUCCACUUCCUAGAUCUAGUUUAGAAAAAUGUGUUCCCCACCUGGUGCUCUUAGGAAGGAGUAUAGUAAAUGCCUCAUUUAAUAACAUACUCCUUUUUGAAAGUUGCCUUUUUUUCUCUCUCCACCCUUGAGUAGAUCCAGUAUUUGAUGAAACUCAUGAAAGUGGGUGGAAGCUGUCUUGCCCCUCCUCUUUUCUAGGAUGCACUCUGUAUGUGACUGUGACUUUCAAGGAAAUUUGUUUGCCACUUGCUGUUUUUUUUUUUUUUUGGAAGUUAAUUUUAACUUCUUUCACUGAUAAAUGAAGAAAAGUAUUGCACCUUUUGAAAUACACCAAAUGGAUUGAGUUUGUAAUUAAAAAAAAUUUUUCCCCCUGUCAGUCAUUGUCUUAUAUGCUUAGCAUAGAUUUGCAAUUGAGUAGUGUUUGGUGUUCCUAGAUCCCAGCAGAAGACCUGACGCAGAGGAAAUAUGAGGGGUGGUGCUACAAGACAGAUACGUGUGGGGUAAUUGUCAUCCUCUUUCAGGUUGUGAGGAUGCGGGCCUGCUUCAUUAAGAAGCUACGGGGUGGGCAGGGGUGGGGAGAACACUUAGCCAACAUGGGGACCAGCUAGGAGAAUCCCCUUACUUCUGUUUUCCGUAUGAGGAACCCUAUAGCAACUGGUUGAGGCUCUUUAGUUUAAUAAAAAUCAUGCAAGGAGUCUUAUGAAGACUCUUAGUAAGUGUUAAUAGGGACUUUAUCAGCUUAUUUUUGUUGCAGUUUCCAGUUUUUAAUGUUUAGGUUAUUUUUUCACCUUCCCAAAAUCCUAAUUCUUAUAGAUUUCAUUAGUGUUGAACCAAUGCUUUCUCAUGUCUCAAUCUUUGUAUAUGCAUUCUUUUCAGAUGUAUUAAACAAACAAAAACCCUUCACAA
Chinchilla lanigera (long-tailed chinchilla) is the source of this 2114-nucleotide messenger RNA. It is a transcript of the gene Cdc42, whose product is annotated as cell division cycle 42. The record is from RefSeq and is a predicted model, not a curated record. The transcript has 7 exons. Gene Ontology annotation, cellular component: dendritic spine. The coding region runs from base 140 to 715 and encodes 191 amino acids. Gene Ontology annotation, biological process: small GTPase-mediated signal transduction; modification of synaptic structure. NCBI's taxonomy places the organism in Eukaryota, Metazoa, Chordata, Mammalia, Rodentia, Chinchillidae. Gene Ontology annotation, molecular function: GTP binding; GTPase activity.